GGCAGCCGUUUUUUUCACAUUCAGCGUUUGGCUCACCGAUUCGUAACAAUUUUCAACUAGAUUAACUAUUUGUACUGGUAAAAUUCACCAUCCUACUGUGACAAAUCUUUCCUGUGUGUGUUUAGUUUUAGCUAAAUAUACAAAUGCUGAAUUAAAUUACAGCCUUAUUUCUUAAAGAUUUGCUAUGAUAGCUAGCUAUUUUACGUGCUAGCUAAUUCAUUUGCUAAUCUAACGCAAUCCAACUAAUCAUCCUCAAGAUUCAAAUCUUGAUUUUUCUUCCAGAUUUUUGCUUAGAGAAGACAUGGCAUGUGUGCAACAAGUGAGGACAUCUAAGGACACUCAGGUUUUUCCCAGUCAGGUUGAGUCCGAGCUGCAGUCUAUCUCUGUCAUCAAGAGUCUUCUGGCCAUUGGUGUGUCAGGCAUCAUGUACCUGCGAGGGAUUUUUCCAGAGAAAGCCUACGGGAGCAAAUAUGUUGAUGAUCAGCGAGUGAUGAUCCUCAGAGAGGAGCGCAGUUGUCCCGGUGCCUGUCAGAUUGUUGAGUGGAUUGUGGGAUGUUUUGACGCCAUCCAGAUGAAAUAUCUACAGACCGUCAUUAUGUCUGUCUCCUCAGACCCUGAUGAUCCGCAGAAUGUGACAGAGUUUUAUCAAUUCAGGAUUCAGUACAACACAGAAGGGGCACAAAUGGACUUUGAGAGCACCCAAAACAAGAAUUUUGUCACGUCGUUUGGCAGCACGAAGAAGGCCAGCAGCCUGCUGGUGAGGAAGCUCUACACGCUUAUGCAGAACCUCGGCCCUCUCCCCAACAAAAUCUUCCUCAACAUGACGCUGACCUACUACGAUGCUGUAACGCCGCACGACUACCAGCCACCUGGCUUCAAGGAGGCCGAUGGCGACAUGCUGGUAUUUGAGCGGGAACCGGUGAGACUGACCAUGGGCGAGGUGGUCACACCCUUCCACUCGCUUAAACUGGACAUGGCCACCGAGAGACACAGGCUGGAGCCGGUGGAGGAGAACCCUGGCAGGAGAAACAGAUGGCUUCUCAAGGUAAAACGUGAUGGGAGCCUGUCAGAGAGGUCUGUGAUUGAAGAUGUGGAUGACACACCCAAAACGGACAACACAGACAACAAUGCACAAGAAAUUGAGCUGAGGUGCUAUGAGAAGAUGGACACUUGUGAGGUCACCACAAUGGAGGCCGUCGUGCUAAAGAGGACUUCCGACAUGGAGGCAGCCGUGAUGACCACCAGGAGUGGACGCAUCAUUCAACACUACACGCAGACAAAGGGAACGAUAAACGCCAGGAAGCAAGCAGCUAUUAAGAAAAAUACGGUUUGUCAGUACGAAAUCCCCAAUAGUCAGGAGACACCUCGGAAGAAACGCAAGUUCAGCGAGUCCAAAGACAACCUGUGAGCCAAAACACACUUGCCUCCCUUUUAAGUUUGUCAAUGUUCAACUGUGAGGUACUUUAAAAUGACACACAUGGUCUUUAUUGUUUCAGCAGCAUGUUGUUCAAGGUUAGAAGAGUUUUGUUUUUUUUCGAUUCAAUUCAUGUUGUAAUUCUUUGGAUUCUUGCUUUGUUGUAGAUCCAUUUUAAAUGUUGACCAAACAAGUUUGACUUGUGCAGAUCAGGACUGGAAGUCCAAUAAAAGAGUUUUCACUGAC
Phyllopteryx taeniolatus (common seadragon) is the source of this 1660-nucleotide messenger RNA. It is a transcript of the gene hormad1, whose product is annotated as HORMA domain containing 1. Lineage: Eukaryota; Metazoa; Chordata; Actinopteri; Syngnathiformes; Syngnathidae. Bases 302 to 1408 code for a protein of 368 amino acids. The transcript is spliced from 15 exons. The record is from RefSeq and is a predicted model, not a curated record.